AACAGAAAAAAAAAUCAUCAAAAAUGUGCAAAAACGAUUUGUAAAUAAUUAAAAACACAAAAUUGUAUGUUCCAACUGAAGCAAAAAGUAGGCCAAAUAUAAAUAUUACAUAUACGCCACCGUCACAAGGCAUCAACCCAGCUCGCUUGCACUCUCUCUCUCUCUCUCUCUCUCUCUCUCUGUCUAUCUCUCUCUGUCUCUGUCUGUCUCUGCCCUUCGCUUUUAUCAAUAUUGAAUGAGCCCAAUGAGUGGACUGCGCCAUCAGCUAAAGAUGUUGGGCACAGCGCUGCUUGGCAAACGGGCCACAAAGCCCGUUAAAAAGAAACCCUUCACAGAUGUGGAAAUAAGCGAUCUGCGCACCGCAUUCGACCUAUUAGACAGAAAUCGAGAUGGACGCGUUACGGCAAAUGAAUUGCAGUUUAUGCUCAAGAAUCUGGGCAUUAAUGUGCGUGAUGAAAUUAUACAUGAUCUCAUACGUGAGGCGAGCCAUUCAGGCAACGGCUUAAUCAACGAGGCCGAGUUUCUGCAGUGGGUGGGCAGAAUCCAGGCGCUGCGAGACGAGCAGCAGCAACAGCACGAUGACAGCACCAGCAAUGCCAGCAAACCCAUCGACGAGGCUGACGACGUCACCGAGGAUCUAAUAGCUGCAUUUAGAGUAUUUGAUCGUGAUGGCAACGGGUUUAUCACACGAGAUGAACUGCAGACGGCAAUGGAAAUGAUUGGGGAGCCCUUGAAUGAGCAGCAGGUGGAGCAGCUGCUCGCCAUUGCCGACUUGGAUCAGGAUGGCCGCAUUAAUUACGAGGAGUUUACGAGACUUUUGCUGUAAGCGACGAACGUAACGCAAUUUCGUUUGGAUUGGGCAAAAGCUUAGCGAAUGAAACUUAAUUAUACUCAGUCAGAAUUCAUGAAUGUUUUAUACAAAA
Messenger RNA from Drosophila navojoa, 923 nucleotides. It is a transcript of the gene Eip63F-1, whose product is annotated as Ecdysone-induced protein 63F 1. Gene Ontology annotation, molecular function: calcium ion binding. The record is from RefSeq and is a predicted model, not a curated record. NCBI's taxonomy places the organism in Eukaryota, Metazoa, Arthropoda, Insecta, Diptera, Drosophilidae.